GGUAGGAGGGGGUUUCCGCUUCCGGCUGCAGCGGCUGCAGCCUCGCUCUGGUCCCUGCGGCUGGCGGCCGAGCCGUGUGUCUCCUCCUCCACCGCCGCCAUAUUGUCUGUGUGAGCAGAGGGGAGAGCGGCCACCGCCGCUGCCGCUUCCACCACAGCUCUAUCAAGGCUUGUCAAGCAGUGUGCUCAUCACAUGGUAAAUCAUGCAGCCUGGAACCUCAUAAAAUCUCCAAGAAACAUCAUUCACCCAUACUGACUAGUUUCACAUCUCUUUGUUUGAAGAAAACAGGUCUGAAACAAGGUCUUACCCCCAGCUGCUUCUGAACACAGUGACUGCCAGAUCUCCAAACAUCAAGUCCAGCUUUGUCCGCCAACCUGUCUGACAUGUCGGGACCCGUGCCAAGCAGGGCCAGAGUUUACACAGAUGUUAAUACACACAGACCUCGAGAAUACUGGGAUUACGAGUCACAUGUGGUGGAAUGGGGAAAUCAAGAUGACUACCAGCUGGUUCGAAAAUUAGGCCGAGGUAAAUACAGUGAAGUAUUUGAAGCCAUCAACAUCACAAAUAAUGAAAAAGUUGUUGUUAAAAUUCUCAAGCCAGUAAAAAAGAAGAAAAUUAAGCGUGAAAUAAAGAUUUUGGAGAAUUUGAGAGGAGGUCCCAACAUCAUCACACUGGCAGACAUUGUAAAAGACCCUGUGUCACGAACCCCCGCCUUGGUUUUUGAACACGUAAACAACACAGACUUCAAGCAAUUGUACCAGACGUUAACAGACUAUGAUAUUCGAUUUUACAUGUAUGAGAUUCUGAAGGCCCUGGAUUAUUGUCACAGCAUGGGAAUUAUGCACAGAGAUGUCAAGCCCCAUAAUGUCAUGAUUGAUCAUGAGCACAGAAAGCUACGACUAAUAGACUGGGGUUUGGCUGAGUUUUAUCAUCCUGGCCAAGAAUAUAAUGUCCGAGUUGCUUCCCGAUACUUCAAAGGUCCUGAGCUACUUGUAGACUAUCAGAUGUAUGAUUAUAGUUUGGAUAUGUGGAGUUUGGGUUGUAUGCUGGCAAGUAUGAUCUUUCGGAAGGAGCCAUUUUUCCAUGGACAUGACAAUUAUGAUCAGUUGGUGAGGAUAGCCAAGGUUCUGGGGACAGAAGAUUUAUAUGACUAUAUUGACAAAUACAACAUUGAAUUAGAUCCACGUUUCAAUGAUAUCUUGGGCAGACACUCUCGAAAGCGAUGGGAACGCUUUGUCCACAGCGAAAAUCAGCACCUUGUCAGCCCUGAGGCCUUGGAUUUCCUAGACAAACUGCUGCGAUAUGACCACCAGUCACGGCUUACUGCAAGAGAGGCCAUGGAGCACCCCUAUUUCUACACUGUUGUGAAGGACCAGGCUCGAAUGGGUUCAUCUAGCAUGCCAGGGGGCAGUACGCCCGUCAGCAGCGCCAAUAUGAUGUCAGGGAUUUCUUCAGUGCCAACCCCUUCACCCCUUGGACCUCUGGCAGGCUCACCAGUGAUUGCUGCUGCCAACCCCCUUGGGAUGCCUGUUCCAGCUGCCGCUGGCGCUCAGCAGUAACGGCCCUAUCUGUCUCCUGAUGCCUGAGCAGAGGUGGGGGAGUCCACCCUCUCCUUGAUGCAGCUUGCGCCUGGCGGGGAGGGGUGAAACACUUCUGAAGCACCGUGUCUGAACCGUUGCUUGUGGAUUUAUAGUAGUUCAGUCAUAAAAAAAAAUUAUAAUAGGCUGAUUUUCUUUUUUCUUUUUUCUUUUUUUUUUUUUUUUAACUCGAACUUUUCAUAACUCAGGGGAUUCCCUGAAAAAUUACCUGCAGGUGGAAUAUUUCAUGGACAAAUUUUUUUUUCUCCCCUCCCAAAUUUAGUUCCUCAUCACAAAAGAACAAAGAUAAACCAGCCUCAAUCCCGGCUGCUGCAUUUAGGUGGAGAUUUCUUCCCAUUCCCACCAUUGUUCCUCCACCGUCCCACACUUUAGGGGGUUGGUAUCUCGUGCUCUUCUCCAGAGAUUACAAAAAUGUAGCUUCUCAGGGGAGGCAGGAAGAAAGGCAGGAAGGAAAGAAGGAAGGGAGGACCCAAUCUGUAGGAGCAGUGGACUGCCUGCUGGUCACUUACAUCACUUUACUCCAUAAGCGCUUCAGUGGGGUUAUCCUAGUGGCUCUUGUGGAAGUGUGUCUUAGUUACAUCGAGAUGUUGAAAAUCUACCCAAAAUGCAGACAGAUACUAAAAACUUCUGUUCAUUAAGAAUCAUGGCUUACUGACCUAACCCUAAAUCCAACUCAUUUAUAAUUUUAGUUUUAGUUCAGUUGAAAAUGUUGAUACCUUCCCUCCCAGGCUCCUUACCUUGGCCUUUUCCCUGUUCAUCUCCCAACAUGCUGUGCUCCAUAGCUGGUAGGAGGGGAAAGGCAAAAUCUUUCUCGGUUUUCUUUGUCUUGGCCAUUUUGAAUUCAUUUAGUUACUGGGCAUAACUUACUGCUUUUGGCAAAAGAAACAAACAUUGUCUGUACAGGUUUCAUGCUAGAGCUAAUGGGAGAUGUGGCCACACUGAGUUCCAUUUUAAGCUUUCUACCUUCUUUUCCGCCGACCUUCCCCUUCCCUCACAUGCCAUCCAGUGAGAAGACCUGCUCCUCAGUCUUGUAAAUGUAUCUUGAGAGGUAGGAGCAGAGCCACUAUCUCCAUUGAAGCUGAAAUGGUAGACCUGUAAUUGUGGGAAAACUAUAAACUCUCUUGUUACAGCCCUGCCACCCCUUGCUGUGUGUAUAUAUAUAAUACUUUGUCCUUCAUAUGUGAAAGAUCCAGUGUUGGAAUUCUUUGGUGUAAAUAAACGUUUGGUUUUAUUUAUCAA
Symphalangus syndactylus (siamang) is the source of this 2837-nucleotide messenger RNA. RefSeq names its product casein kinase 2 alpha 1 (gene CSNK2A1). Gene Ontology annotation, biological process: peptidyl-serine phosphorylation; regulation of cell cycle; peptidyl-threonine phosphorylation. NCBI's taxonomy places the organism in Eukaryota, Metazoa, Chordata, Mammalia, Primates, Hylobatidae. Gene Ontology annotation, cellular component: cytosol; protein kinase CK2 complex; nucleus. Gene Ontology annotation, molecular function: ATP binding; protein serine/threonine kinase activity. The record is from RefSeq and is a predicted model, not a curated record.